AUGUUUAAAGAAACUACCUUGAAACGGCCCAACAACUUGUUCCAGAAGUGCACAUUAGAAAGCAUGUCUGCGCAGUCAACAGGCCAUACGAGCCAUGGGAACCAUUACCACCACCAUCAUCAUGGAAAUCACUCACAAGACCAAAGAAUCGGCAAAUAUCAGAUCAUAAAGACCCUGGGUGAAGGGUCUUUCGGUAAAGUCAAGCUAGCUUACCAUGUAACCACGGGUCAAAAAGUGGCCUUAAAGAUCAUCAACAAGAAGGUACUGGCUAAGAGCGAUAUGCAAGGACGUAUUGAGCGGGAAAUCUCUUAUUUACGGUUGUUGAGACAUCCUCACAUCAUCAAGCUAUAUGACGUUAUCAAAUCCAAAGACGAAAUCGUAAUGGUAAUUGAGUAUGCUGGGAACGAACUUUUUGACUACAUUGUUCAGCGCGACAAAAUGAGUGAGAACGAAGCUCGCCGUUUUUUCCAGCAGAUCAUCAGUGCUGUGGAAUAUUGUCAUCGCCACAAGAUUGUGCACAGAGAUUUGAAACCAGAAAAUCUGCUGCUUGAUGAGCACCUGAAUGUCAAAAUCGCGGAUUUUGGGCUCUCGAACAUUAUGACCGAUGGAAACUUUCUCAGAACUUCGUGUGGAUCGCCCAAUUACGCUGCUCCAGAGGUAAUUAGUGGUAAACUGUACGCGGGACCUGAAGUAGAUGUGUGGUCUUCUGGCGUGAUUCUCUACGUCAUGUUGUGCCGCCGCCUGCCGUUUGAUGAUGAGAGUAUCCCUGUUCUGUUCAAAAACAUCAGCAACGGUAUCUACACGCUACCAAAAUUUUUGUCUUCCGGAGCAGCCAACUUGAUAAAGCGAAUGCUAAUUGUCAAUCCACUAAAUCGAAUUACGAUUCAUGAAAUAAUGCAAGACGAAUGGUUUAGGGUUGAGAUGCAGGAAUACCUACUACCGGCAGAUUUGAGAAGCGAGGCCGAUGACCACCAGGAUGGUGACGAACAUAAUCGCGGAGACGAGGAAGAAGAAGUAGACGAUUCUUUAGUAGCAAUGCUCUCAAAAACUAUGGGCUAUGAUCGAGACGAGAUUUACGAGGCUCUAGAAUCGGAGGAAGACAACUCUGCAUUAAAAGAAAUUCGGGACGCCUACUCGUUGAUAAAAGAAAACAAAUCUCUUAUUAACGAUCUCAAAAGUAACAAAGAUCAAAGCAAUGACCUGGAUACUUUUUUGUCACAAUCUCCUCCUACUUAUGAUCAAAAACCACAAAGAUCACCUUCGAACUCAGCAACCCAAGGCUCCAGGCAUCAUCGCCACAUCAAGAAAACUCAACACCGUACAUACCAGUCUCCAUUUGUGGACCAGGAAAAAGACGAGGAUAGUACGAUUGCGAUUUUGCCUAGCUCAUUGCCCCAAAUGCAUCGUGCUAACAUGCUGGCGGAGGGGUCACCGGCAGCGACUAAGAUUUCUCCUCUCAGCACCAAGAAAUCAAAAACCAGAUGGCACUUCGGCAUCAGGUCUCGUUCGUAUCCGCUGGACGUGAUGGGCGAAAUCUACAUAGCGUUGAAAAACCUAGGUGCACAGUGGGCGAAGCCCUCGGAGGAUGAUCUAUGGACUAUCCGCGUUAGGUGGAAGUACGAUGUGCGACAACCGGCGAACGAAAAGAUUCCGGAUCUCAUGAAGAUGGUCAUUCAAUUGUUUCAAAUAGAAGCUAACAACUACUUAGUUGACUUCAAGUUUGAUGGUUGGGAAAAUAGUCAAGGCGAAACAACUCCGGCCGGAAACGAGGACGAGAUGAGCACCUUUUCUGCGUAUCCAUUCUUACACUUAACGACCAAGCUCAUCAUGGAAUUGGCAGUAAACAGUCAAGGUGGAUAA
Messenger RNA from Lachancea nothofagi CBS 11611, 1860 nucleotides. NCBI's taxonomy places the organism in Eukaryota, Fungi, Ascomycota, Saccharomycetes, Saccharomycetales, Saccharomycetaceae. The record is from the annotation of a GenBank genome assembly.